Messenger RNA from Thrips palmi, 7068 nucleotides. RefSeq names its product receptor-type guanylate cyclase Gyc76C-like. Lineage: Eukaryota; Metazoa; Arthropoda; Insecta; Thysanoptera; Thripidae. Bases 1 to 4422 code for a protein of 1473 amino acids. The record is from RefSeq and is a predicted model, not a curated record. The transcript has 20 exons. Gene Ontology annotation, biological process: cGMP biosynthetic process; protein phosphorylation; receptor guanylyl cyclase signaling pathway. Gene Ontology annotation, molecular function: peptide receptor activity; ATP binding; protein kinase activity.
AUGAGCCCUGGGCCGGUGGGUGUCCUGCUCGCGCUGUGCUGCCUGCUGGCCUGCUUGCUGGACGUGGCCUCCCCGCAGCCCGCCCCCGCCCCACAGGCCCCGGCCCUGUCCACGUCCCUGUCCACGUCCCUUGGCCUCAGUUUCGGCCCCAGGUCUUCGUUCUGGGGUCUGCGGCCCUUCACUCCCAGGCACAAGAAGAACAUCACCAUCGGCUACCUCACGGCCGUCAAGGGCGAGCUCACGGACCGCCAGGGUCUCGCUGUGUCGGGCGCCAUCUCCAUGGCCCUUGAGGAGAUCAACAAUGAUCCAUACUUGCUUCCUGGAGUACACCUUAAUCUUCGCUGGAAUGACACUCGUGGCGAAACUGUUACAACUACCCGCUGCAUCGUGGACAUGCUGUGCGAUGGAGUGUCGGCGUUUAUUGGACCCGAAGGGUCAUGUCAUGUGGAGGCCAUUGUUGCCCAGUCUAGGAAUAUACCUAUGAUAAGUUAUAAAUGUUCUGACAAUAAGGCAUCAAUGGCCUCCACUUUUGCGCGGACGGAACCCCCAGAUAUUCAGGUUACUAAAUCAUUGAUCUCAUUGCUCCGUUAUUACCACUGGGCAAAGUUUACAGUGCUCUAUGAAGAAUCUUGGAGCACUGUAGCAAGCUCACUCUCUGAUCAGGCUGCACACAACAACAUGACUGUCCAGGAAAAAGUUCAAGUGCAAGAUACUCAUAAAUGCUGUCAAGAACAUCUAAAGUGCUGUCAAGCAGAUUAUUGGUAUAAAAUUGUACAAAAAACAAGAAACAACACCCGCAUAUAUGUAUUUUUGGGCAACCCUGGCCUAUUGAUUGACUUGAUGAAUGCCAUGCAGACUUUGCAACUUUUCGAUUUUGGAGAGUACAUGGUUAUUCAUGUUGACAUGAUGACAUAUUCAGCAAAAGAAGCUACAAAAUACCUGUGGAAACCGCAGGAUUUUCACAAAAAUAACUGCAUGUUUGAUGCCAACUCUUUGAGAAAGGCACAAUCCUUGCUGGUUAUUGUGUCUACCCCACCAGCAUACAGCUAUGUAGAUUUCACUGAGAAAGUUAGAUCUUUUAAUACCAAAGAUCCAUUUAAUUUCAAAAUGCCUCAAAUAUUUACGAAUGUUAAUUUUAAUAAGUUUGUAUCUAUUUAUGCUGCAUACCUAUAUGACUCAGUCAAGCUCUAUGCAAGAGCGUUGGAUAAAUUGUUAAGAGAACAUGAGGAAAAAGGAUCUCUUACUGAUGAGGAUAUUGACAGAAUCGCUAGCAACGGCACACGUAUUAUUGAAAACAUUAGGAAUCAGACGUACACAAGUGUCACUGGGGCCACAAUUAAAAUUGAUGAGAGAGGUGAUUCAGAGGGCAACUUUUCUGUCCUUGCUCUGAAAUCUUUCAACCUUCGGUUAGAAAACUUUUCCUGCAACUAUCACAUGGUACCAGUAGGACAAUUUCAUCAAGGAAAAUCAACAGAAUACAAACUCAACUCACCAAAUAUGCAAAUUGAUUGGCCUGGAGGUCGCAAGCCAGAUGAUGAACCGAAUUGUGGUUUCAACAAUGAAUUGUGCCCAAAGGAUCAUUCUCACCAAGGAGGUGUGGUAGCUGCAGGUACAUUAGCAGUUUUGCUGUUUUGUGCAAUAGUUGUUACAGUCAGCAUCUACAGAAAGUGGAAAAUAGAGCAGGAAAUUGAGGGACUACUCUGGAAAGUGGAUCCUGCAGAAAUUCGAGGGUAUUUCGGAACAGAUAUGGUUUCUUCCCCUAGCAAGCUCAGUCUUGUAAGUGCGACCUCCUAUGAGUCCCGAUAUGGUCCUCAAGUAUUUGCUGCGACUGCCCAGUAUAGAAGUGUUGCUGUAAGAAUUAAGGAACUGAAGUUUUCUAAAAAGAAGGACAUCUCCAGAGAAAUAAUGAAGGAAAUGAGACUUCUCAGAGAAAUUCGACAUGACAAUAUCAAUCUUUUUCUUGGAGCUGUAAUUGAGCCCAUGCGUAUUCUUCUCCUCACUGACUAUUGUGCCAAGGGUAGUUUGUAUGAUAUCGUUGAGAAUGAAGACAUCAAAUUGGAUAAAUUAUUUAUUGCUUCUCUGGUUCAUGAUCUCAUUAAGGGAAUGUUGUACAUCCAUAGCUCGGUUUUGGUUUGUCAUGGAAAUCUUAAAUCAUCUAACUGUGUUGUGACAAGUAGAUGGGUGCUUAAAAUAACAGAUUUUGGCUUACAUGAGUUACGGCACAGUGCAGAAAGUGGUAGUAUUGGUGAGCACCAGUAUUUUCGAAAUCAGUUUUGGAAAGCUCCAGAACUUCUAAGAGAUAGUUGUUUAUCAAUUAGGGGGACUCAAAAAGGAGAUGUUUAUGCAUUUGCCAUAAUAUUGUAUGAAAUUCUAGGUAGACAUGGACCUUUUGGCAUACAUAACAUGGAACCUAAAGAAAUUGUUGAUCUUGUUAAAAAUCCACCUAGCAGUGGACCUUACCGACCAGAUGUUGAUAUGCUAAGAGAUGGUGAAAAUGAGUGUCCAGAGUAUAUUCUGCAAUGUAUGCAAGACUGUUGGUUGGAAAUUCCUGAACAAAGACCAGAUUUUCCAAGUAUUCGCUCCCGUCUCAAGGAAAUGAAGGAGGGCAAAUAUCGUAAUAUAAUUGAUCAAAUGAUGGAUAUGAUGGAGAAAUACGCCAAUAAUUUAGAAGAUCUAGUGACAGAUAGAACUCGUCAGUUGUUUGAAGAGAAACAAAAAACUGAAGACUUACUUCAUAGAAUGCUUCCAGCGCCUGUUGCUGAUCGCUUGACACGAGGAAUUGGUGUUGAACCAGAAUCUUAUGAUUUAGUAACAAUUUAUUUCAGUGACAUUGUAGGAUUCACUGCAAUGUCAGCAGAGAGCACUCCACUUCAGGUUGUCAAUUUUUUGAAUGAUCUCUACACAUUAUUUGACAGGAUUAUCAGAGGGUAUGAUGUGUACAAAGUAGAAACCAUCGGGGAUGCUUACAUGGUGGUUUCUGGUUUACCUCUAAAAAACGAUAGCCAUGCUGGGGAAAUCGCUUCAAUGUCUUUGGAAUUACUAGACGCUGUCAAAAACCAUAGAAUUGCUCAUCGUCCAAAUGACACUCUAAAGCUCAGGAUUGGCAUUCACACUGGGCCUGUGGCAGCAGGAGUUGUAGGAUUAACCAUGCCACGGUACUGCCUCUUCGGAGACACUGUCAACACGGCAUCAAGAAUGGAAUCCAAUGGGGAGGCACUUAAAAUCCACAUCAGUCCUCAGUGCAAGGGUGCUCUUGAUAAAGUUGGGGGUUAUAUUACUGAGGAACGUGGCCUUGUACACAUGAAAGGAAAGGGGGAAGUCAUGACUUACUGGUUGACUGGGGCCACUGAUAAAGCUAUCAAGAAACGAGAGGUGGAUAUUGCAGAUUUAGCACCUCUUUUCUGUCGACCCCGCCGUAGUCCAAGGCUUAACACAGAUUCUCGACAUGCUUCACUUUGUGGUUUUGGGGGCAUACCAGGGGCAGGCAGUCGCAGGCAAUCCAGUGUUCCCAGAGGAAACAGUCAAGAUGUAGACAGCUCUUCUACCCUUGGCUUGGGUGCAGUCUCUGGGGGAAGCAUCCUGGGAGGUGUUCUGGGGAGUACCUCUGGAAACCUCCAUGGAGUUGUUGCGGGAAGUCUUAACAACAGCAGCAACAAUAGCCCUUCUGGCCGUCCCUUACGUAGAGUUCAGAUUUCAAGCGGAGGGGAUGUGUCAUCAAAAUCCACCCUUAAUAGUCAAUCAUUAGUGGAACCAAGGACAGAUGAGUGUUCUCAGCAGCAACCAAGACCAAGAAGGCUUCUUUCUUCGGUUGCCUCUUCCUCUGCAACGGCUGGUUACACUAGUGGCAGUGACGAUGAGAAUGAAAUUGAACUAUUGAAGUAUGGUCCAGUCAGGGAGUCUAGGUCACUUGAUCCUUUCCCUAUGGAAACAGAAUUAGAGCAGCUACCGAAAAGACAGCCUCCCCUCUCUCAAGUGCGCCGGAGAGGGACUCGUUCUCUUGAACAUUGCGAUAUAUUUGACCGCGUGCGUCCUGUGUCAGAUAUUCCUUUGCACAAAAACAAUCAUCGCACAUUUCCAAAUGGUGCUGUUUCUGGGGUCAACCCCGGUAGCCGGGUAGCUGGGGCAAGCUCAGAAGACGUUAGAGUGCCAUUAUUAGCGCCAGCAGACUCUCUUGUUCCUCGUGGUACUGUGAUUGUCCCAACUAAACGAUGGAGAUCAUUAGAACAAUUAAAACCUGCCGCUGCUGCCAGUAAUCCUACUUAUUUUGGAGAUGGGAAGAAGGCAGAUGUUCGGGGUUCAAUAAAAAGCUGGUUGUAUGGACUUUUCAAUGGAAAUGGUUUACGGUCCAGUGAAACAUCACUGAGAAAAGGAAUGAACAGUGGAUACAGUGAUUUGCCAGGUGAGAAGGAGAGUAUAGUGUGAAAACGAACCACAAAGUACGGAGGAGUUUUGUGAGUUACUGUAUCAAGUGUAUUUCAGUAGUUGUGUAUUGGUGCCUUUUCUGUGAUUGUGCUGAAUGUCAGGACCCUCUGGGUUUUGGCCUGCAAAAUGGACCAAUUUCUACCAAGACAACAUUCUGCUUGUGAUUUUCAGUGAUGAUUUAGUCCACGUCAAUACUAUGUGUUUUCUUGUAUGGGGCGUUGUCUUAUCAUGAGAUCUAUGCUCUGUCAUUUUUAACCAUAGCCCUGUGUUAUUGUAAAACACAUCUCAUAUUUUAAUUUGGUUAUCAAAAGAUGAUUUGUAAAUACGCUGAAGAUGUGAACUUGUAAAUUUAGAUUUAUGUAUGUAUAACCACUGAAUCAUUUGUGUACAUGGCUGGACUAGCAUCUGUCGCAAUCGAAAGAUUAGAUUGGUUGAAUCACAACGAACUGCGUAAAAAGUUGCAGUGAGGAAAAAUGUUUAAUUUUUCUUAAAAAUAUUUUUCAGAAAAAAAAUUUAAAGUUUGUUGUUUUUGUAAAACAUUUUAGGGGUUGUUCAGAUGUGCAUUACAUGUUCCAAUGUAGUCUUUUUUGUUUUCUUCCUAUUUUCUUCUUUCUAGAUAUCUUAAUUUUAUUUCUUCCUUAUAUGUAAUGUGGCACUCUCAUCUAGUGGACAGUAUGAACAACUCUCUAACAUUAAUCUUCCCAACAACCUUUUUAAAAAAAAUCUAAUCAAACAAACAGAAAAAAAUUUAUGAAGUUAAAAUAACAUGCAGAACGCACUGGCUGGUGCUUUGCACCAAGUCAUUGGUAAUUAUUUUUACAGGGAAGCCAGCCAUAUAUUUAUGAGUCUCACAACAUUGCAAUUUGACCAUUUGUUUCUACCUUUGAAGCAUCACUAAAAUUGACCUCAAGGGAACGUGUAUGUUUAUGUUUUGAAUAAAUUUUUAUCUCCCUUGCGUCUUUAACAUACUUAUGAAUGGCUGUUUGUUUGUAUGUUCCCAUCUUUAAUUACCAAACAGAAUUUGGUGCUAGUCCUUUUUAUAUUGUCUGCCUAUUUUGCUGUUGUUUUAUCCACGGUUUGUUUCAUCAUGUUGAAUAUUAUCCUCCAGCACUGUGACACGGCACUGACUUGCAGCUAGAACAUGAAUACUCUCAGAACAUUCCUAUUCGUGUAAUUAUUAUAUUCCUAGACAGUGCUUAUUUGUUCAGCUUCUGCUUUAUCUGUAACAUGUGCCAUUUAAUAUUUGUUUGUUUCUUUUUAUUUUAUUUUUUUAUUAUUUUUUCUUUCUUUUCAAAAAACUUGGUUGUUGAUUUUGUCUGUUGCCAUGCUAGAUUAUUUAUUUCAUACAUACAGUGUGUUUUUGUUGCAGGGCAUUUAUGUUAUGCAAUUUUCAGGCAAUCUCUGAAUAUCUUAUCUUAUUAGACUGAGACUAAUAGAGCAAGUUUCUCCUCAGCCUAAGCUUAGUAGAACUUGAACUGACUUGUAGCUCUUUCCUGUAAAAGUCUUGAGGUGCUACAUUCAGUUGUGAUUGCCAGUCGUAGCUUCUGUAGAAGCUGCUUUAGUUUUAAGUUAGUGGAUUUCUUUGGUAGCAAACAAAUGGACAAAUGUAUGGUUUUGAGCGUGAAUAUGAAAUUCUUGCUAGUCACAACUAUUCAUGUCGUAUUCAGUGGUUAUAGAAAUUUCAUGUGAUUUAUGUGAAACCUGUGAUAUUCUCUCAUGUGCAUCAAAAGGAUAAUUUGUCAUUUAUCAAUGCCCAGUUCAAAGACAGCAUCUAAUCCCCAGGUAUCUUGGAGAUUUUUUUUUUAAAGAACCACUUAGGUUAUUGAAAUUUAGAACAUGACUUCAUGUAAUGUGAACAAACCACAGGCUUAUUUCAGCUGAAAUUUUAUCAGGGGUUCUCCCAUGAGGACUUACAAAACAGGAGAAGGAGUCCAUUGCUGUAUGCUUUUGUUAAUAAUAUUUUCUUUUGACAUGCACACUCUCCAAAUUACAAAUGACCAUUCUAAAACAUGCUAUAUUUGAAUUGAUUGACAUUGAUUAAAGUUCAUUAAGGGUGGAUAAGUUCAAAUUUAAUUAAUGAAGAGAGUUGAUCAACUACAGCAACAAUCGCUUGCCCACCAUACUGAUUGUUUCCUUAAGAUUCGUAAUUGCCUCAGGAAAAUGGUUUCCACCCACCUUAUGCGUUCAUACUUGCGCAGGUGCUGUGGUGUUUAAGAGUUUUUUUGUUAUUGUUGUUUUUAUGGAAGACUGUUAUUUAUAAUGAAACAAUUGUGGUAAUUAAUUAUUUUAUGCAUUAUAUUGUGUUAUAACAAAUGAUUGGUACAUUUGGAAACAAAGUAAUGGAACGAUGGAUGGCUGUGAAACGUAAUUAUAUUUUCUCUUUUUUUUAAAUAUGUGAAAUAUACAGAUGAUGUGCCAAUUUAUUAGUUGUGUUUUUUGUGUAUCACAUAGGGUACAGUUCCUCUGCUGACCCAUGUUGUAAUACUUCCACUUACCAAUAUACUUUAGAAAAUAGUGUUUCCAAUUUAUAACAAAUGCUGUAUUUAUAUAUGUAUGAAUAUACCUUUGUUCUAUAUGCAUACAUAUAUAUUUAUCUGGAUAAUGCUGGUAAGCAAGACAGUUGUUGAAGUAAAAUUUAUAAACUCA